UUUCAGGCAACUGAUCAAAAGAAAUUCGAGGACAUCUGGGUCAUGAACGAAGAACAGGUUAGAGAUCUGGUGAAGAAGGUCUGUGAUGCCGACAGAAUCAUCUGUGAACAGCAGUUAGGAUUACCAUGGGAACCACAUGAUCUUGAGGUGUUUGAUAAACUGCCUGGUCUGAAUAAAGGAUUAAUAGAGAAAGAGCGAGAGCAACAACCAUCCGCGACACAGGUCGCACAUGACAUCAUGACAGGAGUUAUUACCGAUGAAGACACUGUCAGACAGGACCAGAGUGUGGUCAGCGGUAGUAUCAAGGACAGCGAAAGUCGCUCACAACCUAAACUACCUGCCAGAGUUAUCAAGUCUAUACUAGAGCUCGUUUGUGAUGAAUCGGGAUUUCUUGUAGAAUCUAAGUUGAACAAGCUUCUUGCUCCUCUUGACAAAGACGAACAGUCGCUGAUGAAACUGGACGCCAUUUUUGCGGCCCUUGGCAUCGACACGGAAGACGAUAUCUACGUUCUUGCGCAGUACUUCGUUAAAAAUGACCCCGAAAAUCCCGAAGAGGCAGACCAGCCAGUUAACGACAAGGAAAAAGAUGACGUAAAGAUUGCUGAUGAGGACAAACCGGAAAAACAGGACAAACAGGAAGUGGAAGGGGAGGACGUUAUGUCCGAGAAGUCGUCUGUUAGUACGAGAAAGCAGGAGACUGCCAAGCUGAUUCACCCUAAUGAUGUCGUUGCUGCCUUGAGGACCUUUGUUGAGGAUAACCGACAGACGCAAAAGGAUACCAAGCGACAUACUGUGAAGGUCGAAGCGGGCUCUACAAAACAAAUCGGGUAAUGAGAUAAUGAGCAUCGCUUUAAUAUGAUUUACCCUGAUUUGAAUUAAAAAUGAUAAGAACAUUUUGCGCAUUUAAAAGUUUUCAGCGCUGUAUUGACCGUUUCCGAAUUCUCUAUACCAAAAUCUUUUUCAUCGSCAUUUCAUUCGCCUUCGUAGUCAUUAAUGCUUUGCUAWCUCGACAGYGURCACCCRGAGUUCUGGGAACAGACCGSAUCAGUGAUAGACGAGAAAAAAGAACGACUAUGGAACGGGCUACUUCUUGGUUUUGAGAAAUAUCUGAAUGUCUUGACAGAAAGAGCAGGAUUAAUACAAGAAACGGACGCACUUCGGCAACAGAAUGCUGAGUUACGAAUGCUGCUUCACCAAUACGUUAAUUCAAGGGUCAACCAAGAGCUAGAAAUUCCACCAACUAAAAUAUUACAAGCAGAACUGUCCAAGGAAGCCUCGUGAUUUUGGUUUUAUUAUUCAGGAAUUCUUAGAAUCCACUGCGGAUAUUUUCUAUGUACAUAAUCUGUUUUAUAAAAUUAUUAAAACUAUUCACUGAACAGAA
Messenger RNA from Exaiptasia diaphana, 1381 nucleotides. Its product is annotated as dynein regulatory complex protein 1. The coding region runs from base 43 to 831 and encodes 262 amino acids. NCBI's taxonomy places the organism in Eukaryota, Metazoa, Cnidaria, Anthozoa, Actiniaria, Aiptasiidae. Gene Ontology annotation, cellular component: axonemal dynein complex; axoneme. The transcript is spliced from 8 exons. Gene Ontology annotation, biological process: axonemal dynein complex assembly; regulation of cilium movement; cilium-dependent cell motility. The record is from RefSeq and is a predicted model, not a curated record.